GGAUCGACGGGUGAGUUAGAUAACUGCGUCCUCCAGUCCUGUGGUUUCUUGCUUGGAACUUGGAAGCGGAAGCUCUCUUGGACUGGAUAGCAAUGGAGUUAUCCAUUUCCAUGGGAGGCUCUGCCGCAGGAACGAGCCUCGUGAAUCUCAAGAUGGUGAAUCACAAAUGCACCAGGGGCCUUGGACGUCAACUUCAGUUUUUGCAUGACGUACCUUCUUCGGUGUGCCUGAUGAUACUUCACAACAAAUGUUCAAAACGAAUCAGCCAUAAAGUUUGCAGAGCGCUUCAGGAAUUAUCUCCAGUACAAUGUACAGAAAAUCCCACGCAGGCGCCAAUAGCCUUUAAAGAUUUUCAUGUGUCUGUGCUUACUGAAGAAGAUGGAGUGAUAGAGACACAGAUACGAGUAACUAUUAGCAGUAAAAUGACGGAUUCUGUCUUUGAGAAAGUCUUAUCAAAGCAUAUUGCCGCAGCACAACCACUUCCAGGAUUUCGGCGACUGAAAGGAGGGAAAACUCCAAAUGUACCAAAAGAAGUCGCUCUGCACUUGAUUGGACCAUCAAAAGUGAAGAAAACAGCCAUCAAGAAAAUCAUCAAUGGCGCAGUCGCUGAAUAUGUUGAGAAGGAGAACCUCGACGCAUCGAAGAACCUGAAGGUUCUGCAAAGCUACGAGGAGCUCGAGGCCGCGUUCGAGCCUGGAAAAGAAUUCUGCUUUGACGCUGCUGUCCAUCUAACAGGAAGCUGACGCAAUGAAAAAGUUCCAUGAUGCAAUUAGAGAGAUGACUUCUGCUGGGAGGGGGACUCCUGGGCAGCUGCCCCUUGACCUUGAGCUUCCAGAUCUGCUAGUCUGCUGCACACAGCCCUGUUGUUAUCUUGAUGAUCAUGGAUGCUACUGCUAGUCUGUUUUUUGGUUGAUGCAGAGAGCAAAUUUUGUUGACUGGUUGUUGACAUGUCAGAAUUAUACUUUAUGUUUUUUAGAAA
Molecule: messenger RNA, 979 nt
Organism: Hordeum vulgare subsp. vulgare (domesticated barley)
Lineage: Eukaryota; Viridiplantae; Streptophyta; Magnoliopsida; Poales; Poaceae
Product: trigger factor-like
Exons: 8
Coding region: 93-743 (216 amino acids)
Biological process (GO): 'de novo' cotranslational protein folding; protein transport; protein unfolding
Molecular function (GO): ribosome binding; protein folding chaperone; peptidyl-prolyl cis-trans isomerase activity
Source: RefSeq, a predicted model, not a curated record